GCUAGGUGGCGGGACCUGAGCCCUGCUGGUGUGUGGAGCUGUGGGCCACCCCACCCCACGCCCGCCCCGUCUCCGCGGCCACCUCCCUCCUUCCCAGCCUGGGCUCUGGGCGGGGGUUGCCUCCCGUGGGCAGGAGGGCUGGUGACUGAACAUCCUUGCAGCUUCCGAGGGCCGCUGGGCUGGCAUUUUGUGACCCUCCCCCACCGCUCUCCCUGCCUCUCAUCCAUGUGCCUGGGGCAUCUGGGGACCCUGCCCGGCUGGUUCAAGGGGCUGGGUCGGGGGAGCCUGGCAUGAAGCUGGCCCCCAGGGGAACUGAGACUAGGGUUCCGGCACGGCCCAGAAGCCUUUGGCCGCAAGGGGUGAGGUCAUUCAGGGCUGGGGCAGGGGGUCACUGCAGGACGAGAUGGUUGAAUGCUGUAUUUUUUAAAGAAUAAAAUAUUUUUAAAUCAACAGCUGAGUCUGGCCCUGAGAGACCACCUCUGGCACUGGGAAUGGGGAGGCCCUGAGCACUGUCCCCUCCCAACACAGAAGGGGCCUGUCAGCCUGCCAGUGGAGCCCCAGCCCUCCUGGCUGCAGAUGUAUGGGAGAACCUGUGUCUGUGUGUACGAGGGCACAGCAUGGAGAGGCCCACUUGUUGGUGGGAGCUCCAUCCAAGAGGCAGGCACGCCUUUGCUGUGAUACAGGGGGUCUGGGUGGAUUCAUUUUCUAUGGCUGCUGUAACAAAGUACCACAAACUUAGUGGCUUAAAACUACACAUUUAGGGGACUUCCUAGGUGGCGCAGUGGUUAAGAAUCUGCCUACCAAUGCAGGGGACAUGGGUUUGAUCCCUGCUCCAGGAAGAUCCCACAUGCCAUGGAGCACCUAAGCUCAUGCACCGCAACUAGUGAGCCCGUGUGCCACAACUACUGAAGCCCACGUGCCUAGAGCCUGUGCUCCACAACAAGAGAAGCCACACUGCAAUGAGGAGUAGCCCCUGCUCACUGCAACUAGAGAAAGCCUGUGUGCAGCAAUGAAGACCCAACACAGCUAAUAAAUACAUAAAUUAAUUAAUUUUAAAAAAGACAAAAAAACCCCUACACAUUUAUUCUCUUGCAGUCCUUAUUAAGUCUGACAUGAGUCUUACAGGGCUCACACCACAGUUAUGGCAGGGCUCUUUCCUUCCGGAGGCCUCGGGGGAGUCCGUUUCCUUACCUUUUCCAGCUUCUAGAGGCUGCCCGCGUUCCUCGGCUCGUGGCCCUUCCCUCCGUCUUCAAAGCCAGGGGUGCAGCAUCUUCUCUCUGAUUCCGGUUCCACGGUCACAUGGCCAUCAGUAGUCAAAUCUCCUGCCUCUGUUUGAUAAGGGCAUUGUGAUUAUAUUCAGAAAAUCCAGAACACUCUCCCCAUCUCAAGAUCCUUAACUUAAUCCCACCUGUGAAGUCUCUAUCAUGUAAGGGGACAUAGUCACAGGUUCCGGGGGUUAGGACCUGGACCUCCUUGGGGGCCUGGCACUCUGGGUAAGCUCUGCCCACUAGGUUUCCCAGCUGCUGUGGGACUGAGGCCUGGCGGCUGUUUCUGGAGCUUGGUGUCUCCAGCCCGUGUGUGCAUGUACAGACUUCGCUGUCAGCUCAUCAGCCGUCUCUUGGGUACCUGCAUCCCUGCCCCGAAGGGCCUGGGUUUCUAGUCCCAGGGAGUCUGGGAGAAUCUCCCUCGGGCUUGGGAUUCAGCAGGAGCCAGAACUUCCUUCUGUGCCUCUGAGCAGUGGGUGGAAGAUCCCUCCCAUCCCAGGUGGGAGGUGUGCGGGGGUGGGGGUGUGUGGGGCCAGGGAUGGAUGCAGGAGCUGGAUGGGCACGGUCCUUUUUCUUGAGAGUGCACCGUGGGACACAGGGUAGUGUCCCAUCCCUGCAGCCAUUCUCAGCCCCUGUUGAAGGCCUUAGAAUUGUAGGGAGGAGAGCUGGAACCCUAGCCAGGACCCAGAGAAGGAGGCCUGUCCUUUCCCACCCCAAACACGGGUUCUCAGGUGGGCAGGAAGACAAUGCCAUCGCCCCCAUGCUGCUCAAUCACCUGGGCCUGUGCGCCAGCUGGAUGCCUGGCAGCUUGGAGCCUGCCUGCCCUGACACCCACCCAGAGGCGGGCGUGGAGAAGCAGGGGGGCACAUGUCCAGCCGUGCCCCCUCCCAGCAGAAGCCCUAUUUGUUCAUUCAUUCGCUCAUUCGUUUAACCGUCAGGGCUGAGUGCUGGAGACCCAUGGAUUCAGCAAAUACAGAGCAUCUGCUCUGUGUCGGGUACUGUGCUGGGCUCUGGGGACACAGACAAAAGAUCCUUGCCCUCAGAUAGCUGACGUUCCAGCAGAGGAAUAAGGUAAUAUACAAGAAACCAUGAAAAAUCAGUGAUAUGGUGUGUUAGCAGGUAAAAACUGUUAGCGACAAAGUACGUAAAAGAGCUUAGGAGUACCCGGUGUGGGGUAGGGGGUUUAUAAGAAGGUCAGAGAAGAGGGUGAUGUGUGAGCAGAGAUGUAAAGGUGGUGAGGGAGGGGGCCAUGUGAGUAUCUGCAAAAAGGCUUCAAGGCAGAGGGAACAGGGACUUCCCUGGUGGUCCAGUGGUUAAGACUCCGCACUCCCAGUGCAGGGGGCCCAGGUUCAAUCCCUGGUCAGGGAAUUAGAUUCUGCAUCCUGCAACUAAGACCCAGUGCAGCCAAAUAAAUAAAUAAAUAUUUAAUUAAAAAUAAAAAAAAUAAGAGGGAAUAGCACAUUCAAAGUCCCUGGGACAGGAGAGUACAUGAGUCUGUUCAAGCCACAGCAAGGAGACCAGUAUGUCUGGAGACUGGUCAGGGAGGCAAUGGGAGAGCAGAUACCAUAGGACCUUUCUGGCUAUGAUGUGGACUGUGGCUUUGACCCCAGAAGGGGCCAUGGAGGUGUCUGAUGAGUGGAGGGACCUAAUGGGACUUAGGGGCCUAAUGAGAGGAGAAGCAGGACAACCCUGAGGAGAUGAUGACUGCACUGGCCUAGGCGAGAGGUGAUGGCGGCUCAGGCCAGGCUGGUGCAUGUGCAGGUGGGAGGCGAUGGGCAGAUUCUGAACCUGGAGCCAGCAGGACUUGCUGAGGGUCCCGGGUCACCCUGAGGCUCUGGGCCUGAGUGAUCUGUUACGAUCACCUGGGUCAGGGGAGGCUGAGCCAGGAGGUCCCAGCUGGUGCAGCUGUGGGGUUUGUGCUCUGACGGUGCGUCAGGAAUGCAGAGGAGGCCCUGCUCCUGGAGGAAGUGGCAGCUGCGGUGGGGGCAGGUGACCCUGGGCAAGGCCAGUGCUGCCCCCCAACCCUGUACACCAGGCCCGGCAUGGCACACAGAGCUCUGGGGAUGGGGCUGCAGGGCAGGAAAGGGCAGUGCGGGAGCUGCUGGCCUGAGAGUGCUGCCCGGGGGCAGGGGCUGAGUGGGCCCUGGCGUGGGUGUCAGCAUGCCCACCCAGGUCUGGCACUGCCCCUAAUUCCAAUCUCUCACCGACCUUAGACGGCACCCUGGGCCCAGACUUCCCAGAGGACAGGUGCGAGGCCCACGUGGGAUGCGGCGGAGUGUUAGGACAGGCUGUGGAGCAGGGGGUGGGGGGAGAGUGGAAAGAGGAAGGAGGGAAGGAGCCAUCUGCCACCUGACGAUGCAAAUGGCCUCUGACUCAUUACACCCCUCACCACCCCUGCACCCACCCCCUGCCAUGGGCAUGGCAGGGGGAGGAAGGGGGCUGCUAGGUUAUUGCAGAAUUCUCACUUCCUCUGUUCUCUGAGCUGUCACCACGGGAAGGGGCUGUGAGCGUGAAGCAUCCUUCCCAGCAGCUGCUGCCCAGUCUGCCAGCCAGACCCUCUGGAGAAGCCCCCAUUCCCUGUCAUGGGCCCCUGCCGUGCCCUGCACCCCCUUUCUCUCCUGGUGCAGGCGGCAGUGCUGGCUGUGGCCCUGGCCCAGGGCACCCUGCCCGCCUUCCUGCCCUGUGAGUUCCAGCCCAAAGGCCUGGUGAAUUGCAACUGGCUGUUCCUGAAGUCGGUGCCGCACUUCUCGGCCGCGGCGCCACGGGCCAACGUCACGAGCCUCUCCUUGCUCUCUAACCGCAUCCACCACCUGCACGACUCUGACUUCGCCCACCUGUCCAGCCUGCGGAUCCUCAACCUCAAGUGGAACUGCCCGCCGGCCGCCCUCAGCCCCAUGCACUUCCCCUGCCACAUGACCAUCGAGCCCAACACCUUCCUGGCCGUACCCACCCUGGAGGAGCUGAACCUGAGCUACAACGGCAUCACGACUGUGCCCGCCCUGCCCAGGUCCCUCGUGUCCCUGUCCCUGAGCCACACCAACAUCCUGGUGCUAGACCCCACCCACUUUGCCAGCCUGCAGGCCCUGCGCUUUCUGUACAUGGAUGGCAACUGCUACUACAAGAACCCCUGCCAGUGGGCAGUGGAGGUGGCCCCGGGUGCGCUCCUUGGCCUGGGCAACCUCACACACCUGUCGCUCAAGUACAACAACCUCACGGAGGUGCCCCGCCGCCUGCCUCCCAGCCUGGAGACCCUGCUCUUGUCCUACAACCACAUUGUCACCCUGGCGCCCGAGGACCUGGCCAAUCUGACUGCCUUGCGUGUGCUCGACGUGGGUGGCAACUGCCGCCGCUGUGACCAUGCCCGCAACCCCUGCAGGGAGUGCCCGAAGCACUUCCCCAAGCUGCACCCUGACACCUUCAGCCACCUGAGCCACCUCGAAGGCCUGGUGUUAAAGGACAGUUCUCUCUACAGCCUGGACAAUAGAUGGUUCCGUGGCCUGGACAGGCUCCAAGUGCUGGACCUGAGUGAGAACUUCCUCUAUGACUGCAUCACCAGGACCACAGCCUUCCAGAGCCUGGCCCGGCUGGAAAACCUCAACCUGUCCUUCAAUUACCACAAGAAGGUGUCCUUCGCCCACCUGCACCUGGCGCCCUCCUUCAACGGCCUGCUCUCCCUGAAGGUGCUGGACAUGCACGGCAUCUUCUUCCGCUCGCUCAGCCAGACCACGCUCCAGCCGCUGACCCACCUGCCCAGGCUCCAGGUUCUGCGUCUGCAGAUGAACUUCAUCAACCAGGCCCAGCUCAGCAUCUUCGGGACCUUCCCGGGCCUGCUCUACGUGGACCUGUCAGACAACCGCAUCAGCGGAGCGGCGACGCCGGCAGACGACUUGAGGGAGGCGGAUGGUGGGCCAGUGUUCUGGCUGCAGUCCAGGGACCUUGCUCCAGGCCCACUGGACACCCUCAGUUCAGAGGACUUCAUGCCAAGCUGCAAGAAAUCCAACUUCACCUUGGACCUAUCACGGAACAACCUGGUGACGAUCCAGCAAGAGAUGUUCGCCCACCUCUCGCACCUCCAGUGCCUGCGCCUGAGCCACAACAGCAUCUCGCAAGCGGUCAACGGCUCCCAGUUCGUGCCGCUGACCAGCCUGCAGGUGCUGGACCUGUCUUACAACAAGCUGGACCUGUACCACGGGAGCUCAUUUACAGAGCUACCGCGACUGGAGGCGCUGGACCUCAGCUACAACAGCCAGCCUUUCAGCAUGCAGGGAGUGGGCCACAAUCUCAGCUUCGUGGCGCAGCUGCGCUCCCUGCGCUACCUCAGCCUGGCGCACAACGACAUCCACAGCCGGGUGUCCCAGCAGCUCUGCAGCGCCUCGCUGAAGGCCCUGGACUUCAGCGGCAACGCCCUGAGCCAGAUGUGGGCUGAGGGAGACCUCUAUCUCCACUUCUUCCAAGGUCUGAGAAAACUGGUCCUACUGGACCUGUCCAAGAACCACCUGCACACCCUCCUGCCAAGCACCCUGGACAACCUCCCUAAGAGCCUGCAGCUGCUGCGUCUCCGGGACAAUAACCUGGCCUUCUUCAACUGGAGCAGCCUGGUCCUCCUGCCCCAGCUGGAAAUCCUGGACCUGGCGGGAAAUCAGCUGAAGGCCCUGAGCAAUGGCAGCCUGCCGUCUGGCACCCGGCUCCGGAGGCUGGACCUCAGCAGCAACAGCAUCGGCUUCGUGACCCCUGGCUUCUUUGUUCUCGCCAAGCGGCUGGAAGAGCUCAACCUCAGCGCCAACGCCCUUAAGACGGUGGAGCCCUCCUGGUUUGGCUCCCUAGCGGGCACCCUGAAAAUCCUAGACGUGAGUGCCAACCCGCUGCACUGUGCCUGUGGGGCAGCCUUCGUGGACUUCCUGCUGGAGGUGCAGGCUGCCGUGCCCGGGCUGCCCAGCCGAGUCAAGUGUGGCAGUCCAGGCCAGCUCCAGGGCCGCAGCAUCUUCGCGCAGGACCUGCGCCUCUGCCUGGAUGAGGCCCUCUCCUGGGACUGUUUUGGCCUCUCGUUGCUGGUGGUGGCCCUGGGCCUGGCUGUGCCCAUGCUGCACCACCUCUGCGGCUGGGACCUCUGGUACUGCUUCCACCUAUGCCUGGCCUGGCUGCCCCGGCGGGGGUGGCGGCGGGGCGCGGACACCCUGUUCUAUGAUGCCUUUGUGGUUUUUGACAAGACGCAGAGUGCAGUGGCCGACUGGGUGUACAACGAGCUGCGGGUGCAGCUGGAGGAGCGCCGUGGGCGGCGGGCACUCCGCUUGUGCCUGGAGGAGCGCGACUGGCUACCUGGCAAGACGCUCUUUGAGAACAUAUGGGCCUCGGUCUACAGCAGCCGCAAGACCCUGUUUGUGCUGGCCCACACGGACCGGGUCAGCGGCCUCUUGCGUGCCAGCUUCCUACUGGCCCAGCAGCGCCUGCUGGAGGACCGCAAGGACGUCGUGGUGCUGGUGAUCCUGCGCCCCGACGCCUACCGCUCCCGCUAUGUGCGGCUGCGCCAGCGCCUCUGCCGCCAGAGCGUCCUCCUCUGGCCCCACCAGCCCAGUGGCCAGGGCAGCUUCUGGGCCCAGCUGGGCACGGCCCUGACCAGGGACAACCGCCACUUCUAUAACCAGAACUUCUGCCGGGGCCCCACGACAGCCGAAUAACACAGAGCCUCGUGCCCCCUCCACUCGCCUCACUGCCUGGGGUGCCCCAACCUGCCUCGCUCUGCAACACCACUGCUCUGCCUCCCCUGCCCCCCAGCCCCCUGGCAUGUAGCAGGCACUUAAUAAAUGCCACCAGGAGGGCCAA
This is a messenger RNA of Hippopotamus amphibius kiboko, 7085 nucleotides long. RefSeq names its product twinfilin-2. The transcript has 2 exons. The coding region runs from base 3848 to 6940 and encodes 1030 amino acids. Gene Ontology annotation, molecular function: actin monomer binding; pattern recognition receptor activity; actin filament binding. Gene Ontology annotation, biological process: defense response to virus; barbed-end actin filament capping; positive regulation of interleukin-6 production. The record is from RefSeq and is a predicted model, not a curated record. Gene Ontology annotation, cellular component: plasma membrane; myofibril; actin filament. NCBI's taxonomy places the organism in Eukaryota, Metazoa, Chordata, Mammalia, Artiodactyla, Hippopotamidae.